UUCUGUAAAUAUGUUGUCGAACUUCUGUAGUUUGCGUUAUAGAUUUAUUUUUUAUUCAACCGUACAUGUUGUAAGAAAACAAUCAUCUGAGCUCUGCCAAUUACUCAAUGAAAAAAUACGGCUUGGCGAACUUUCGGAUGAUGCUUUUCAAAGAAAAGUCACCGAAAGUUUACAACGUGUGUAUGAUGAUGUUAAGCAGUAUUCUCCUAGAACGAGUUUUUGGCCAAAAAUGUUUCAGAAAAAGUUAAAAGCACCAAAGGGUUUGUACAUCUACGGUGCGGUGGGUGGAGGAAAAACCAUGUUGAUGGAUAUGUUUUUCGAAUGCUGUAAGGUUAAUGGUAAGAAGCGUGUUCAUUUCCAUUCUUUUAUGAUGGAUGUCCAUUCACAAAUUCAUGAACUUAAGAAAAAUGUGGUUAGAGACCCUACAAGCACAAAACCACAACCAUUUGAUCCUAUUGCACCUGUAGCUGAAGCCAUGAGUCAAGAGUCAUGGCUUAUUUGCUUUGAUGAGUUUCAGGUUACCGAUGUUGCUGAUGCUAUGAUCCUGAAACGUCUCUUUAUUGAACUCUUCUGCCGUGGAACUGUUGUUGUAGCAACUAGCAACAGACCUCCAGAUGAUCUAUACAAGAAUGGUCUUCAGAGGUCAAAUUUUGUUCCGUUUAUUAAAGUUUUAAAGGAUCAUUGUGAAGUUGUGUCCUUGGAUUCGGGUGUUGAUUAUAGAGUGAAAUCAAUCAAAGGACGUGGCAACUGGUACUUUGUUAAAAACAAGUGCAAUGCAGAUGAAGAAAUGAACAGAAUUUUUAAGUACUUAUGUUCUCAAGAGAACGACAUUGUUAGACCCUGUGUUCUAAGGAUAAAAGCCCGUGAUGUGCGUUUUGACAAAACAUGUGGCCAAGUGAUGGAUACAACAUUUGUGGAAUUAUGUGACAGGGUUCGCAUAGUGAUCUCUUCUGAUGUGCCCAUCAGUGAAUUAUUUGUUUCUGACGUGAAACCAGAAGCGGAAUCUGAUGAACAGAGGAUGCUCAUGGAUGAUCUCAACAUUCAGCCAGGAUCUGAAAAUGCUUCAGCCAACAUUUUUACUGGAGCAGAAGAAAUAUUUGCUUUUGACAGAACAGUGUCCCGAUUGUCAGAAAUGCAGACUCAAGAAUAUUGGGAACAGUGGGAAAAAAGAAGAUGAUACUGCGCUGUUACUUGAUUGACUAUAGUACUUAUUACUCCCGGUACAAAAGUUAUUGUACAACAGCUUUAAAAUGCAUUAUAAACUAAGAGUUUUAUUGAUUAGGUGAUUUUAGAUGUAUAUAUAAAACAGAUUAUAAAUUGUUUUUUAAAUAAUCAGUAUUUUUGGCUGUUAAAAUGUUGUUUAAUGGAUUAUUUUUGGUUUUAUUAGUUAACUAUGUAUAUUGUAUUAACUGUUAAAAGAAAUUAUUUAUUUGUGAAUAGGACAGCAUGUGUUUACCUAUAUAGAAGCAUUAGUGAUGAAUACAUGAAUGUAAAAAGGGUAAAUUUGAGAAGUCUUAUGAAUUAUAUUUGCUUAUAACAAUAACUUGUAAGCUUCCUUUGUAAACCAAAUUUUCUUUUUAAUAUAUGGCAAUUAUUGAGCAUGUAUUGUAUGAAUGUGUGUCCACAUACCUGGUAGGUACAGUAUAAUUCCACUUUGUCACAGUUUUAAAUGCACGUUAAUGCUCAAUAAUGCAUUGUAAUUGGUGAUGUGAUUGCUCCACUAUGUUCUUGUCAUCAUUUAUGGUUCUUCGCAUAAUUUCUCAAAUCGACUACUUCCACCACCAAUUUUAUUUUCAUUGUCAGUGCAAUAACAAACAUAAAUCACCCACAUUUGUUUCCCAAGUUUGUAUAUUUUUAUUUGAUAUGUGAAAGAAAUUAUAAUUAAUAACCAA
Bacillus rossius redtenbacheri is the source of this 1892-nucleotide messenger RNA. Its product is annotated as putative ATPase N2B. Gene Ontology annotation, molecular function: ATP hydrolysis activity; ATP binding. The record is from RefSeq and is a predicted model, not a curated record. The transcript is spliced from 6 exons. Gene Ontology annotation, cellular component: mitochondrion; cytoplasm. The coding region runs from base 11 to 1177 and encodes 388 amino acids. NCBI's taxonomy places the organism in Eukaryota, Metazoa, Arthropoda, Insecta, Phasmatodea, Bacillidae.